This is a messenger RNA of Fonsecaea erecta, 3693 nucleotides long. RefSeq lists its product as hypothetical. Gene Ontology annotation, biological process: DNA-templated transcription. The coding region runs from base 1 to 3693 and encodes 1230 amino acids. NCBI's taxonomy places the organism in Eukaryota, Fungi, Ascomycota, Eurotiomycetes, Chaetothyriales, Herpotrichiellaceae. Gene Ontology annotation, cellular component: RNA polymerase III complex. The transcript has 2 exons. The record is from RefSeq and is a predicted model, not a curated record. Gene Ontology annotation, molecular function: DNA binding; ribonucleoside binding; DNA-directed RNA polymerase activity.
AUGCCGGCCAAGAAAAAGACCGAUGGCGCCGGAGGUGUACCUUCAAUCGCUGCGAGGAAGACUGUCGCGAAGACUACAGCAGUGCGUAAGGCACCUGCUAAAGAGGGCCCUCCUACGGACGAAUAUGUUGCGAAAGACACGAUAUCUGUCCAGGCCACGAAGGAAAAUCCGAAGUCUGGGAGGCAAUCUCGAAGACUCCAUCACCAUGCAGACAGCUUCGACGCGGCGCUAGAACCCUUCUACUAUGACAAGUCUCUGACGGAUCCUAUCGAUACUGCUCGAGACAAAUGGAACCUGCUCCCUGCCUUCCUGAAGGUGAAGGGCCUCGUCAAGCAGCAUGUGGACUCAUUUAACCAUUUCGUCGAUGUCGAGUUGAAAAAGAGCAUCGACGCUGAGCCGAUCAUUACAAGCGACAUUGAUCCGAAGUUCUACAUCAAAUAUGAAAACAUCUACAUUGGAAAGCCCUGCAGAAUUGACGAGAUGGAGAAGUUCUGGCGAAAAGAAUUCAGAGAGUCCAGUGUCACUCCCAAUGAAUGUCGCCUGCGAGAUCUUACCUAUGCAGCUCCAAUUCUGGCCGAUAUCCGAUACACGAAGACGAAGGAUGCAUAUCGCAACAAGGGCGUGCCAAUUGGACGCUUGCCAUUGAUGUUGCGAAGUAACAAAUGUGUUCUUGCCAACAAGUCGGAAGCCGAGAUGUGCGCGAUGGAUGAAUGUCCCUUGGACCCUGGUGGCUAUUUCAUUGUCAACGGCACUGAGAAGGUCAUUUUGGUCCAAGAGCAGCUCAGCAAGAAUCGGAUCAUUGUCGAGGCUGAUCCAAAGAAAGACCUGAUCACUGCCUCGGUUACCAGCUCCACCCACGCGAGAAAGUCAAAGAGCUAUAUUGUGCUCAGGAAAGACCUCUUAUACAUGAAGCACAAUAUUCUCAAGGAGGACGUUCCUAUUUGUGUCUUGUUGAAAGCAAUGGGCGUGUCUUCUGAUAUGGACAUGAUGAAUAUCGUUGCUGGCCCCGACCACACCCUGCAGGAGGACUUCGCGAUCAACUUCGAGGAAACGAUCAAGAAUCAAGUCCAUACGCAGCAACAGGCCCUAGAGUACAUUGGAGCGCGUCUCAAAAUCACCGCAAAGUCGACCCCUUUCGGACAAGCUCGCAGAAAUUUCGUCCAGGAAGCUGUGGAAGCCAUCAGUUCCGUCUUCAUUGCGCAUGUUCCAAUAGAAGAUCUCAAUUUCAGACCCAAGGCCCUCUAUGUAGCCCAUAUGGCACGCCGUGCCCUGAUGGCAAAGCGAAAUCCGGCCCUAGUUGAUGACCGAGAUUACGUCGGUAACAAGCGGCUAGAGCUAGCAGGGCAGUUACUGUCGCUGCUCUUCGAGGACUUGUUCAAAAAGUUCAAUUACGAAAUAAAGCUGAAGAUCGACAAAGAGCUGAGGAAACAAAAUAAGACCGCCUUGGUCGACCCUGUUAGAAUCAUGGUCGGUGCUCAAGGACAUAUUACUCAAGGCAUGAACAGAGCGAUCGCCACAGGCAAUUGGAACUUGAAGCGAUUUCGAAUGGACAGGGCCGGUGUUACCCACCUGCUCAGUCGGUUGAGCUUCAUUUCCUCCCUCGGUAUGAUGACUCGAAUAUCGAGUCAAUUCGAGAAAACUCGCAAAGUCAGUGGCCCUAGGGCGCUCCAACCAUCAUCAUUUGGCAUGCUUUGUCCAGCAGAUACGCCUGAAGGUGAAGCCUGUGGUCUGGUAAAGAACCUCGCUUUGAUGACACACAUUACAACAGACGACGAGGAGGCACCGAUCAAACGGCUGAUCUUCAUGCUAGGCGCUGAAGAUAUAGCCACCGUCGGUGGAACAGAACUCUACGCUCCGGGAUCGUACCUUGUGCUGUUGAACGGUACUCCUGUAGCCACUACCCGGCAACCCUCACAUUUUCUAUCUUCGUUUCGACGUCUGCGCAGAUCAGGACGAAUCUCCGAGUUCGUAUCUAUCUUCAUCAACCACCACCACAACACAAUCCAGGUGGCAACAGAUGAAGGUCGGAUUUGCCGGCCCCUGAUUAUUGUUGAGGAUAAAAAAUCCAAGGUCACCAAACGAUAUUUGAAAUCCCUUAGGCAGGGCUCAAUGGACUUUGACGACUUUCUGGCCCGCGGUCUCGUGGAAUACCUGGAUGUCAACGAAGAAAAUGAUAGCAAUAUCGCCAUGUAUGAAUCCGACAUCAACGCAACGACCACUCACUUGGAAAUUGAACCCUUCACAAUUCUUGGGGCAGUGGCAGGCUUGAUUCCAUAUCCUCAUCACAACCAGUCGCCUCGAAACACUUAUCAAUGCGCUAUGGGGAAACAAGCUAUCGGUUUUAUUGCCAAUAACCAAUUCUUGAGGAUCGAUACGUUACUAUAUCUUAUGGUCUAUCCUCAGAAACCAUUGGUGAAAACGAGAACCAUCGAAUUGGUGAAAUAUGACAAACUCCCUGCUGGUCAGAACGCGACGGUGGCUGUCAUGUCAUAUAGUGGUUACGAUAUCGAGGAUGCUCUUGUCCUUAACAAAGCAUCGGUUGAUCGCGGUUUUGGUCGCUGCCAGGUCCUUCGCAAGUAUCCCGUCAGCAUCAAGACAUACGCCAAUGAGACCACCGACAUGGUUUAUCCUCCUUCGAAGAACAGUGAUGGCACAAUAGCCAAAGGCCAUGCUCUGCUAGAUUCAGAUGGGGUAGCAUGUGUCGGUGAAAAGGUCAGUAGCGGGGAAAUCUAUGUCAACAAGUACGUACCGAGGAACGCCAACUCUUCAGGCCUAUCAGAGAAUGGCUCUGAUAGUCCUCGCACUUUUGGGAUGGAUCCACAGCCACAAAAGUAUCGGCUUCCGGACCCUAGUUACAUUGACAAAGUAAUGGUGACCGAAGUCGACGGUAACCAGAUCAUCAAGAUUCAGACAAGGCAGACGAGGGUCCCAGAAGUUGGCGACAAGUUCUCCUCCCGACACGGGCAGAAAGGUGUUGUAGGAAUCAUUGCUGAGCAGGUCGAUAUGCCCUUCUCAGAUCUGGGUAUCACGCCAGACAUUAUCAUGAACCCUCACGGUUUCCCCUCUCGAAUGACGGUGGGCAAAAUGCUGGAGCUCGUUUCUGGCAAAGCUGGUAUCCUCAAAGGUAAAUUCGAGUACGGCACCGCGUUUGGUGGCAGUAAGCUCGAAGACAUGUCGCGGGCUCUGAUCGAGGCGGGUUAUAGUUAUGAUGGCAAGGAUUAUCUCACCUCGGGCAUUACUGGAGAACCCCUUCCUGCCUACGUCUUCACUGGGCCGAUCUACUAUCAAAAACUCAAACACAUGGUUCAAGACAAGAUGCACAGUCGGUCUCGUGGCCCUCGAGCCAUCUUGACACGUCAACCUACCGAAGGCCGUUCCAGAGACGGAGGUCUGCGACUGGGAGAAAUGGAGCGCGACUGCCUCAUCGCCUACGGCGCGUCACAGUUGCUCCGCGAGCGGCUUAUGCUAUCGAGCGAUCAGCACCAGGUGGACGUCUGUGAAAACUGUGGUUUCAUGGCCUUCGCGCGAUGGUGUCAGCGGUGCAGCAAGGCAGGCGAACCGGGCUCCAACGUGGUUAGAAUGACUCUGCCGUAUGCGUUCAAGCUUUUGCUCAACGAACUUGGCAGCAUGAACGUCAAUACCAGGCUGAUUGUGUCCGAUGAGUUCCCUUCCGACGGCUCUAGGCGGGCUUGA